Molecule: messenger RNA, 2782 nt
Organism: Anopheles stephensi (Asian malaria mosquito)
Lineage: Eukaryota; Metazoa; Arthropoda; Insecta; Diptera; Culicidae
Gene: lok
Product: ovarian-specific serine/threonine-protein kinase Lok
Exons: 5
Coding region: 493-1992 (499 amino acids)
Biological process (GO): mitotic DNA damage checkpoint signaling; protein phosphorylation
Cellular component (GO): nucleus; cytoplasm
Molecular function (GO): ATP binding; protein binding; protein serine/threonine kinase activity
Source: RefSeq, a predicted model, not a curated record
CCAAUAGUAUUGCACGCGCUACAUGUGUAAAUACACGUUGAGCUAGUCAAUCGCUUCAAAAGUGUGGGCCAACGAGGGUCAGAAGUGGGUGCGACGCAGAGAAGUUUCGUUAAGUUCACGGGGACGAUAAAAAGCAAAGAAAACAAUCACUACACUCCUGUACACACAUACACAAAGGGCGCAUUCGGAUUAAACAGCGCCAUCCUCCAUUGCGAUCGUGUGUUCCUGGGAGCGCUUGAAGGAAAAAAACAGAUUACCUUUACUAUGCCGUAGCAAUUCGUGACCUUUCUGAGGCAAAUUUCCGUGAAAAACCAUUAGCCGGCGUAGUGCAGUGCGUGUUCGUGCGUUGCUCUUGUUAGGAUAACAUUUUAAACUGGUGUUGUUUACUGGCCGGCGCACCAGGAUUAAACGGUGCACGCGCAGGGAGGACAGUGAGUAGGAGGCAGGGUGCAACCGGGAAUACAACAACAGCAUCGAAGGACGAAAAACGAAAUGGCAAACAGCGAAGCAAUGCCGGAUACACAAACGGCCACCCAAAUGACGCAGGAUACCGCACUGGAAAGUCAACCGUUCGAGCAUCCCAGCUACGGCCAGUUGCUGGGAAAGCAUGUGAAGACGAAAAGCCUCGGUACUAAAUAUCCUAUGUUCUACGUAUCUCGUGCUCCGUCUACCAUUUACGAGCUACGCCGCAGCGAGUUUAAAGUUGGUCGUGAGGAAUCGUGCGAUCUUAUGCUAAGCGAGAUCAACCUUCCGGCUUCAAAGUUGUGCCGCGUCUCGAAGGUACACUUCACAAUCAAAAAGGAUCUGACCGACAUGACCAGCCCAACGUACAUACACGAUCAUUCACGCAACGGAACGUACGUAAAUGGGCGACUGAUAGGCCCCAACAAGUGUAUGAUUCUGAAGCACGAGGAUAUCAUCUCGAUUGCCGGUGUAAAUAUCCGUGCGUUUGUGUACUACGACCUGCGGCACAACGUUGCAGUGGAGAUUAAAGCGAAGGAGCUGCUCGAACGGUAUCACAUCGGCCGGAAGCUUGGUUCGGGUGCGUGUGGAACGGUUUACCUGCUGCACGAUACCGUUUCCUGCCAACCGUACGCCAUGAAACACGUCGCGAAGGAUCCGCUAAACGAGCGCAGCCGGCCAAAGUUUUUGAACGAUCCACUGCGGGUGAUGAACGAGGUACACAUCAUGAAAAACCUAGAUCAUCCGUGUGUAAUAAAAAUGCACGACAUCGUAGACAAACCGGACUCGGUGUACAUGGUGCUGGAGUAUAUGAAGGGUGGCGAUCUGUUGUCGCGCAUCAUCAACAACAAGUAUCUGCCGGAAAAGACGGCAAAGCUGUUCUUCCUCCAGAUGUGCCAUGCCGUAAAGUACCUGCACGAGCAAGGAAUAACUCACCGUGACCUGAAACCCGACAACAUCCUGCUCGAGGACGACAACGAGUACACGCUGCUGAAGGUGUCCGACUUUGGGCUGAGCAAGUUCGUUCGCAAAAACUCGGUCAUGCGCACGAUCUGCGGCACACCGCUGUACGUGGCGCCGGAAGUGCUGCAAACCGGUGGCCGCGGUUCGUACACGCGCAAGGUCGACAUCUGGAGCCUGGGCGUCGUGCUCUUCACGAUGCUCAGCGGCACGCUACCGUUCUCGGACGAUUACGGUUCCCCUGCCGUGGAGCAGAUCAAGCGGGCCAACUUUAAGAUGCGCCACACGGUGUGGAAGAAAGUGUCGCCGCUGGCGAAGAAGUUGAUCUACGAAAUUCUAAGCGUCAAUCCCAACUCACGCCCCUCGAUCGAUGCGCUGCUCCGGAGCAGCUGGCUGCGCGAUCCGGACGUCAUCCGCAAGGCGGAGCGGUUGAUGAAGAUACCGUUGGUGGUGGAUGAAGCACCGCCACGGCCGGCCGGCCGAAACACUGCCUCGGACGUGGAGAACAACAAUGCCGGCUCGUCGCCGGUCAGUAGCUUCGCACCACCGAGCAAGCGGAAGCGGCUAUAAGUACGGUAAGGUAAGAUUCCGUUUCCUUUUGGGGGGGGUUUCUUUUUUAAGAAAGGAAAACGGAGCUCGUUUUUUAUUCGUUAAGGCGCAUUCGUUACGAUCACAUACAGGGGAGGCCCCCGCCGGCUUUUCCGAUGGGAAAGCUGCCUGUGGUGCCACUCUUAUGGGACAUUUCAUUAUUAGUUGCGCGCUCACGGUUCACGUGCCAAUCCUCUCUGUCGAAGUAUUAAGCAACACAGGAGCAUUAUUAAUUCGGGCAGGGCUCUCGGACAAAUGCGUGCACUUUUUUCCCCUGCGACAAAGGAAAGAGAACAAGGUUGUAGUUACAUUUACGCAGACUAAUCGGUUAAAGAUCCGUGUCAUUAGCAUAGCACACACCCGUCCAUCAUAUGCUGUUUACACGCAUACGGGUUUACGCAUUUAAAUGCAGAAGGGAAGAAGCCAGAAAGGAGGAACUGUAGAGUAAAAAAAGACGUCCCCUGUUCACCCGAAAUACUUACGCUAGCAAUAAGGAAAAGCAUGUAACGGUAAGGGAGGGAACAGCCUGUCGUUGUUUAGAUGUGAGUUUAAGCUUUUUUUUUAAUGUUUCGAUUCUUUUUUGUUUAUACAACUUUAACAUGCGACAACAGAUCUGUUGCGUACAGCGCAUCAUUUAAUUGUGAACCGUAUUCGUCCGUUAACGGUUCUCAUUCCAUGACUACCGGUGCAUGUGCCACAAAUCUGUCCGCUAAGAAUGACCUCACAAUAAAACCAAAACAUAUUAGUUGUUAACAACGUUCCUACAGUAAAA